UGCAAAUUACAUAUCUGGCGUAAUCGUUUCAGGCAGAGCUAACUUCUGAUGAAUUCUCGAAAGUAGCGUAGAAAAAGAUUUACUUCGCACGCUGGUGCCCGUAAAACUAUGUCCCAGCACUAUAAAAAAUUCCUUAGUCUUUUGGAGCGGUGGCCGUUGGAUAAGAGCAAGGUGGGACGUGAUUUAGGACAGUAUCUGCGUGACCAGCUGUCGGCAGUCCUCGGCACGUCGAAUAUCAUCGCCGUAAAGGACGAACGGCUGAAUCGACAGUUUCGUUCGCUGGAAAACAUCGUAAACGACGUGCACGCGAAGCGCCAUCCUCGGACACUGAACUCGACCGCCACUGGUUUAAGCGGCGAGCAGUGUCGCGAAGUGUUGUCCACAGAGUUUUUGCAGAUCCUGCAGAAGAAAAACUAG
Molecule: messenger RNA, 417 nt
Organism: Anopheles coustani
Lineage: Eukaryota; Metazoa; Arthropoda; Insecta; Diptera; Culicidae
Product: ubiquinol-cytochrome-c reductase complex assembly factor 2
Exons: 2
Coding region: 109-417 (102 amino acids)
Biological process (GO): mitochondrial respiratory chain complex III assembly
Cellular component (GO): mitochondrial matrix
Source: RefSeq, a predicted model, not a curated record